AUGAUACGAGCGAUUAAAAUCUUUACCUUCUUAGGCAAGGAUUCAACGCAUGAUUCCUCAAGUUUUCCAGCAAUAAUUGUCCUGGGAAUACAGGGAAGCGGGAAAAGCUAUUUUAUAAAUAAACUCACCUGCGAUACCAAUGUCGUCGACAUUUCCGAUGAUAUCAACCAUCGUCAACUACAACCGUCAAAGACUCCCGUUAACGCUCCAUCACUCAAGCAAUAUCCAAACAUCCCAGAGCCCCUCUACAUUGUUGAGGUUCCAGGGCUAGACGAUUAUACGAGGAGUGAUGAAGACAUUCUGUCUGAGCUCCAGACAUGGCUUGAGACGGAAAAGUGCGUAUUGAAAGGGGCAAUAUACCUUUACGACAUAUCUCGAGACCGAUAUCCGGUUUCUACCAAAAGAGCCGUCGAUGACUUCUUUAGAAAAUGGAUCGGCCAAGACGCGCGUGGAAAGGUUGUCCUUGGAAUCACGAAGUCCGAUAUAGUCACCGACGAAACACUCAAAAACAAACGUCUGGAAGCCCUCAGAACCAAUUUUUGGAAGGGAAUAAUGAAACGAUACGAGAUCAGAGAGAUUAUCGACACAUCCUCCCCCAAGGCGUCAGCUGACAUUGUGAAGAUUCUUCUCAGGUCGUAA
Molecule: messenger RNA, 639 nt
Organism: Psilocybe cubensis
Lineage: Eukaryota; Fungi; Basidiomycota; Agaricomycetes; Agaricales; Agrocybaceae
Exons: 5
Coding region: 1-639 (212 amino acids)
Source: RefSeq, a predicted model, not a curated record